Molecule: messenger RNA, 2963 nt
Organism: Neoarius graeffei (lesser salmon catfish)
Lineage: Eukaryota; Metazoa; Chordata; Actinopteri; Siluriformes; Ariidae
Product: endonuclease domain-containing 1 protein-like
Exons: 2
Coding region: 51-938 (295 amino acids)
Molecular function (GO): metal ion binding; nucleic acid binding; hydrolase activity
Source: RefSeq, a predicted model, not a curated record
CCACAAAUGCAGUGAACAUCUGCACAGAAGCAGAAAGGAAGUUAUCAGAAAUGUAUUUUGCGCCGCUGCUCCUGAGCGUACUGCUCGGCCUGUGUGAUGGAGAUGUUGGGGAUUUCUCACCAUGUCUGAGCUUCUUCUACCGGAACCAACCUCCCACAGGCAUUAUGGGAACUCCAAUCUGUCAGCGCUACAAGAACCUCUACCACUUCGCCACGCUGUACAGCCGGGAGCGCCGCACACCCUGGUUCUCUGGGUACAUGUUCUCCCCUCCGCAGGGAAAGCGCCCCAGGGGUGAUUGGAAGUUUGAGCCACAGCUAGCCAACUCCAAGGCUGAUGGCAACAUGGCCCUGUUCCCGAUUCCACCUGAGAAAGUGAGCCAGAAUGUAGUGGAGAGCCAGGCCGUCCAGGAAGACUACACCAACUCUACCUACACACGUGGCCACCUGAACCCGAGCCAACACCACAAUGACACAGAUGCGCGUCGUGCCACUUUCACCCUCACUAACGUGGUGCCGCAGCGGACUGCAUCCAAUGACGGUCCCUGGGCCAAUCUGGAAUCUCACGUGAACCAGAUUCUUCGGGAACAUUGCCUGGGUGAGGCAUACAUAGUGACUGGGAUGAUUCCAUAUGAAAAAGAUCGCUGGCUGAAGGAUGAAGGUAGGGUGGCCAUCCCUGAGUAUAUGUGGUCAGCCUACUGCUGUCAGAACUACAGCCAGGACCUUCCAGACAGCCUGAAGGAUAUCUUCCCAACAUUUGGAGCCAUUGGCAGGAAUGAUCCGAACAGUACUCAGGAGAUUGUACCAGUGGACCCGCACCGAAAGAAAGAAGUGCGGGGAUAUGAUGUUCGGUUAAUGCCACUACCCAUUCUGGAGGGGUACUUAAAAAAGAGAUACAGGACCUCGAUCAGAGUUUUUGUUCAGCAGUGCUCAAGGGCAUGAUCUUCAGUCAAAACCAAAAGUCCUUAUGCAGCCCUUUCACCCUUACAUUCUGUUCUGACUGAUAAGAGCUCAUUUGAAUUAAAGCUAGACGGCCUUUCGAGUUCUUAAAAUCAGUGAAAUUUAGUUCCCUCUGAAAUUUGGUUCUUGUGAUAUAUGUUUAUUUCUGUAAUAUCUCUACAAAAUAUCAGGCCAUUCUGUGGCUGGGAAGUUAUUUAAUUUGAAGAGAUUCCCAAGCAAAUAAUGUGCAUGAAAUCGCUCGCUUCGCACAGUCAAGCAGACAGAGGAAGUUCAUGUGUGUGUGAGACCCCAUCACACACACACAUCACACCGAGGUGCUCGCUGACCGCCGAUAUUUAUUAGUUUAGUCCUGCGUUUCCUUUCCUUCGUAUAGAACAUAACGUCUUUUCUUCUCGCUUUCUGUUACUGUAGUCAGUCUUUCAUGUUUCAUUCGCACACUCACGUCCUCCAUUUUUCUCUUCCAUUUCAAAUUUGUAUCCUACAAAGCUUUGCGUGAACGGGGAAAGCCCACCACGUCAUGCAUGACGUAGUAUAUCUUGUAUUGGGUCAUGGUGAAGCAGGAAAAAAUAGUGGAGAAUUUAGGGCCAUGUGGCCCUAAAUUCAUUCAUUGUUCUAUUAAAAAACAACUAAUAAAAUUGGAAGUCUGUGAUUCGAAUUCAGUAGCUUUCGGUCCACUAAACAAAAAUAAUUGGGUGUCAGGGAAAAUUCUUUUUAUGACCUACACCUGAAAAAUCUGAAAGGCAGGCUACCUUUAAUUGUUUUGUACACAUACUUAAAAAACUAUGGAAUGUUAUUUGAUGCUAAUUUUUUUUAAACCAUUCAUAGCACUGUCUCUGGUACGAUUGACACUGGAUUUUUUUAAGAUAAUAUUAUAAAUUAACUUCAAGUAAGUUGUCAGUGUCGUAGAUAAGUGUUCAGUCAGCAUAUCCUUCAAAUUGUGGCCACGUUUUCUCUACAGUAUCGCACAUCUUUUCAACCAAAGCAUGACAAUCACGAUAAAUAAUGUUUGCAUUCCGAAUUACUAAUUACUAAAGUAAAGAGGUGGGCUGAGUCAGUGGCAUCGUAAGAGUUAAAGAUAAUAACUGAGUAUGUGUGCACAAGGAACUGUUUUAAUAAAAAUGAUUUCAUGGUUAAUUAAGUCUUUUGAAAACUAUCAUUCCAAAGUGCUGUUAUUUUUGACAUCAGUUCAUGAUAUGGAUUAAGAAUGAUCAUCAAAACAAUUAUUUGUUGAAAUCCAAAAAUCAGGAAAAUUAUUUUAAUAUUCUGCCCAUAUUUUUAUGUUGAAAAGGACUAAAUAAUGUAUGCAAUAUACUUUGAAGUCGCACAACUGUAUUGGAGCUAUAACUGUGAAGAAUUUUAAGCACUGGAUGAACUGGUGUAUUCACUUGCAAGUUGUAGACUAGAAAUAGAAUAUUUUUAACAACUUUAAAAAAAAAUUGUAAAAAUCUGUCUCGGUUUAGAUUCGACCAAGAGAUGUCAGCAUUUGGUUAUAAAAAAAUAGAGCAGUCUUCAUGACUUCUUCUCAAUUCAAAAGGAAUUUUGUUCGUAUUUUGUUUUGCUGCUGGACUUUUGUGUGUGUGUGUGUCUAGGACCACAGUAGGACAUCCACUUUUAAUUUUUCUGUCAUUAUUUUAUUUUGUGUUUUGGUUGUAAACGUACCAUUUAUACCUCGAUACCGUGCAGAGGUGAAAAAAUUUGCGACGUGUUAAUCAGCACUUUCCACCAUCAAAGCAAUCAAGGACUGAGGGAAUGCUAUUUUGAAAAAUGGCGUUCAUCCCUUCAGUACAGCUUUAGAGACUUUUCCAAUCAACGGCACUGAAGAUUGAAGCUGUUCUGACAGCACGUGGUGGCACAAACAUCUUGUUGUUUUUCCUUUCAUUUGUCACCAACUGUACUUUAUACCUCAUACUGUCUUAUUUUAUGUAUUUUCCUUUUUGUGUCCAUGUAUGGACAUUUGUAUUGUAAUCACAUUCACACUAAUUAAAUCAUCUGGAUCUGUGAAUCAAA